This is a messenger RNA of Ipomoea nil (Japanese morning glory), 894 nucleotides long. RefSeq lists its product as uncharacterized. The coding region runs from base 183 to 560 and encodes 125 amino acids. The record is from RefSeq and is a predicted model, not a curated record. NCBI's taxonomy places the organism in Eukaryota, Viridiplantae, Streptophyta, Magnoliopsida, Solanales, Convolvulaceae. Gene Ontology annotation, molecular function: protein binding. The transcript has 4 exons.
AAAACCAAGCCAAAGGAAACAAUACAGAAGCAAGAAAACAAGCCACUCAGGUAACCAACCACCAGUCUCCCUUCACUCCCCGUCUUUCUGCACUCCAAAUCAGAUGUGGAUGUAGAUGUGAAGUGAAAGCCCUCGAGCUCAGUACAGGUUUAUACUCGCUUUUUGCGCUUGGAUUUCGAGCGAUGAGCAGAGACAAGCUGCCGGAGAUUCUCGAUUUCUUCAUUUGGACUGUGGAGGAUGUGGGUCUGUGGCUAGAAGAAAUAAAUCUUGGUAACUAUCGCCAAAUUUUUAAAGAAAAUGGUGUCAAUGGAGAGUACUUGGAGGGGAUGUCCAUGUUCACAACUGAACAGAUAUUACGGUUUAUAAGAAGAUGCCACAUGAAAUGGGGUGAUUUCAUUACAUUGUGUAAGGAGCUCCGACGAAUAAAAGUGGCUUGCUUAAAGGGGGAGCAAAAAGUUCGCCAGCCAUGGUGGGCUCCAUCAUGCCUAUCUGUAGUCUUCGCUAAGGCUGCCAAGCGCAACAGGCAAUCGAGAGUGGUCUCAUUGAAGCUGGAACCUUGAGUUGCCUUUCACUUGUCCAUGUAUACUUUCUUCCUAGAGGAAGAUGACAAGUAGGAAACCACUUUCAUAUGUGUUUUUCUUUUUUUGUUCCCAAAUUUCUUUUUGCAUCCCUAAUGUUGUCAUUAUGCCGUUUGUGUUAGCUCUUUGGGGGAACUACAGGCCGUUGUCCAAGCCCUUGUAUACGUAAUUUUGUAGUUGUGUAAUCUAGUUGUGAUGUAAUUAAGUCACAGUCAUGUAAAUCUAGAUCUGAGACUCUAAACAUGAUGUCCCAGAUUCAGUAUCGAUUCCCCUUAAAAAAUAUAUAUACAAUAUGAUGAUGUAAACCUUUUGUCAA